Molecule: messenger RNA, 936 nt
Organism: Fusarium subglutinans
Lineage: Eukaryota; Fungi; Ascomycota; Sordariomycetes; Hypocreales; Nectriaceae
Exons: 1
Coding region: 1-936 (311 amino acids)
Source: RefSeq, a predicted model, not a curated record
AUGUCUUUCUAUCUCGUCACACAGGCCACUGGCCAACAAAGCCAAUGGGUCAUCAAGCAUCUACUCGAAGCUGGCCACAAGAUCCACGCCGUCGUGCGCAACAUCGAAAAGAUACCAGCACUGCUAAGUGACCCGAACAUCACUCUCUUCCAGGGAGAAAGCAGAAGCCUCGACGAUAUCUUCAAAGCUGCUCAGGGCUGCGAGGCCGCUUUUCUCAACACCGUUUCCUUCCCUGGCUUGGAGGUCCUUCAGGCCAAAACAAUUGUCGAAGCUUGCGAGAAGGCUGGCGUCAAGAACCUCAUCGCCGCUACCGCCAUUUGUACAAAUCGAAAAGAUAUAUGGGAUAAUGAAGGUGUCAAAGCUAUUCCUCGUCUCCAUGAAUACUAUGCUUCUAAAUACGAGGUUGAAAAUAUUGUUCGCACUGGAAAGUUCGAAUCAUACACUAUUCUCCGGCCCGCACUUAUCCACUACGACUUCUUUAUCCCAAAUGCCUACAAUAACUUUCCACGUCUCCCAACAGAAGGCGAAAUUGAUGAUCUUCUCGCUGAUGGGGCCAAACUCCCUUACACCGAUGCUCAUGACGUGGGAAAGUACGCUGCUGCGGCCCUUCAGGAUCCUGCCAGAUUUCGGGGCCAAGAAAUUGACCUUGGAAAUGAACUGUUCGACUUUGAGGGGGUUAGGAAUAUCCUGGUCAUGGUCAGUGGUAGAGAAGUCGGAAUUGUGAAGCGCAUCCCUGAAGAGGUGGAAAAGUUGGACAUCGGUGUUCAUGGCCACAUGUUUCAGCAUUUUGCCAACUUGAAGCCCUUUGGAUUUGUCGAGAGAGGCGCCAAAGAGGUUCAGAACAAGUUUGGUAUUCACUUUACUUCACUUGAAGACGCUUUACGAAGGGACAAGGAUAGACUCAUGGAGUGUAUUCCAGCCAAAAAGGGGGCUUAA